AUGAACUUGACAUCAGAAGAAUCAGAAAAAAGAGUUGGAUUUGGUAAAGAACGUUAUGAAGAAAAGACAUUUCAAGAAAAAGUUAAAGAAACUUUUAAUUUAUUGAAAGAUCCAACGUGGAAGGUAUUGGAUGCAACCAAGACAGUUUAUGAUCUUCGUAAUGAAAUUAAAGACUUAUCCUUGGAAACGAUUCAGAAAUGCAAUUACUUACAAUUAAAAGAAGAUUUGUGGAAAGAGUGUUCUUAA
This is a messenger RNA of Racocetra fulgida, 246 nucleotides long. NCBI's taxonomy places the organism in Eukaryota, Fungi, Glomeromycota, Glomeromycetes, Diversisporales, Gigasporaceae. The record is from the annotation of a GenBank genome assembly.